Periconia digitata is the source of this 1469-nucleotide messenger RNA. The record is from the annotation of a GenBank genome assembly. NCBI's taxonomy places the organism in Eukaryota, Fungi, Ascomycota, Dothideomycetes, Pleosporales, Periconiaceae.
UUUUUGGGCUUGUAAGACCCUUUUUCUGUUCACUCCAGGUUCCUGCGAUGUUCUGGAACAAAAUAUGGGGAAAUGUGACAUGCUUAGGAAGGCAUCCUUCCGUGAAGGAUCUGCAAACUCAAUAUGGACCACGAAAUUAGGUCUCUUUGUGGCGAAAGCGUCAGGCCACGAAUGUCGAGAUGCAUGUUGACUACUGUUCAGCAAGCUAAGACAUGUGGACAUAUGCACGGGCCGUACGACCGUGCUUCGGACAACGGCUAUGGACUGUUUUGUAAAGAGAAUGUGAGCUUCUAAACUAUGGGGUCUCGUACCCGGUAGAAUUGUAGAUAGAUGCACGCCACGCGAAAAAAAGCAUAUAAGAUCGACGUGUUUCCUACACAAUUUUAUACAUUUCAUCUAAAAACUUGCCACUAUCAUACCUUCAAGCGUCUUCUAUCACUCGGCUCCAGAAUCACUGUUGUAUAUCAUAAAUAGAGCUCCUCUUUCCACAGAUUUUGCCAAUCCUUCAAUCAAUAAACAUAUCCUCUUAGCGACCAUGAAGUCCGCAACAGCAUUCGCCACUAUUGCCCUCGCAGGCGCAGCCCUUGCAUCCCCAGUUCCCGAUUCUGUCGCCGCGGCACCUCCAGCCUUCAAGAUCGACGGUGUCACUUAUGGAGGAUCAGGGUGUCCCCAAGGUAGCAUCAACGUCGAGUACACCAGUCAAGGCAUCUUGCCUAUCUACUUCAACAAGCAAUUCACUGCCUCGGUCGGCAGUGGUGUCGCCCCCGAAGAAGCCCGCAAAUUCUGCCAACUGAAUCUCUCCUUGAACUACAGCCCCGGCUGGUCCUAUGCCGUCUACAGCGCCGACUAUACCGGCUAUGCUAGCGUCGAUGAUGGUGUCAAGGGAACCAUAAAGAGCACAUAUUACUUCUCUGGCGAGACCGCCGAGUCGUCCUCCUCUCUCCAGAUCAACGGCCCAUUCACCGGAAAGUACGUCAAGAAUGAUGACGUUGCUGUAUCAGUCUGGUCGCCCUGCAGUGGCUCCUCUCUCUUCAACGUCCGAGCCGAAGUUGCACUUACACCUCUCGGUACUUAUGCGAGCGGCACCAUCGCGACUGUCAAGGAGACGGGCAAGUUCACCAACUCGCUUUACAUCAAGUGGAAGCAGUGUUAGGAGUGGUCGGAUUGAAUGCUUUCUUCAUUGAGCCUCGACUUCUGUAGGGCCUGCGAAGAAAGUGAGAAGAUGUUUAGAAUACCCUUGCUUUGUUUGAAUGCGAAAACCGUUUUAUAUGUCAAGACUUGCUGCCAGCUAUUGUGUGAUGUAUGUGAGGUUCAAAUGUUGCAAACACAUAUUCGGUGAAAUCCGGUGGACACUCUCGAUACCAACCAUCUCAUUCUCUGAUAUCCAACAUUUCUCUUUCAGUGAUUCUCAAAGCAAUUUUGGCAGGCAGCUCAUUUUAGAGGCAAUGGCAAGCGCGUUGGCUAUUGCU